Molecule: messenger RNA, 4126 nt
Organism: Triplophysa rosa
Lineage: Eukaryota; Metazoa; Chordata; Actinopteri; Cypriniformes; Nemacheilidae
Gene: pde1a
Product: phosphodiesterase 1A, calmodulin-dependent
Exons: 15
Coding region: 812-2665 (617 amino acids)
Biological process (GO): signal transduction
Molecular function (GO): 3',5'-cyclic-nucleotide phosphodiesterase activity
Source: RefSeq, a predicted model, not a curated record
CUUUUUUUGCUCAGCCACCCAAUACACGUUCAGUGAUGCGCACCGCGGUAAAAUACAACUUAAACUGCAAGCUUCAUGAUGUCAUUAACCUCUAUGAAUCCAGGCGCGAGAUGGCAGGUGAAUUUUUGCCCCUGGUGGGAAAAAUAAUGAUGCUGUUGAGCAUGUGAGGAGAUAAUUCUCUCUCUUGGAGAGCUGCAUUUCUACAGCUGCGGACUAGCAGGAGGAGGAGGGGGCAGCCGCGAGAGCCUCCGAUCUGCUUGCGCCGUUCCCUCUCCAGCCAACGGAUUCCAUCCGACGCACACAGGUGGAGGUAAUGAAGGUAUGUGUGUGCGUACGCACGCGUGCAUUCACAGAGGUAUAAAUGCCCACCUACUGCGUGUGAUUAAAGAUGCUCGUGAGGAGACACCACUGUCUACAUCGUAGAUCGAUUGGCUGAGAGAAAAACCAAGAAGAGAGAGAACACGCAAACAAUCCAAUGAGGUAGAGGGAACUGGCAAAUGUUCAGAUUCACAGAGGGUGAUAGAUAGAUAGAUACUCAUCAGGCGUAGCGCUGCUCUUCCGCUCGGAGAGAAAAAGAGAGAGAGAAACAUUUGUGUGACGUGAGUGUGUGUGACAGCGUUUUCUCGCUGCGCGCUGACACUCACUUCAACGGACUCAUGCGCUCUGGAGGCACAAGCAGGACCCUUUGGGAGACGGCUCAACCUGCAAGAGAUGCUUUGAAGACUCGGAGCCCCCUGCUGCACAUGUUGAACGGCAUACCUGCGUAUUCCUCUGCAUCUUAGAAGCACAAACACGAGCGUACACACAAACCAUGGAUUCUCUGGCCAACGAUACAGACGGAUUGGAGAACUCCUUGAAGUACUCCAAGUGCGAUCAGACGGAGAAGAUGUGGAUGAGGCUUAAAGGAAUGCAGAAGUACAAAAGCACGUCUCAGAGAUUGAGAUGUCUGGUGAAACAACUGGAUAAGGGUGAAGUGAAUGUUGUAGAUCUGAGGAAGAACAUUGAAUAUGCAGCUUCAGUUCUCGAGGCCGUGUACAUCGAUGAAACCCGACGCCUGCUGGACACUGAAGAUGAGCUCAGCGAUAUCCAGGCAGAUUCUGUGCCCAUGGAGGUGCGUGAUUGGCUGGCCUCCACCUUCACCAGGAAGAUGGGUGUGGUGCGCAGACGUCCCGAAGAGAAGCCCCGGUUCCGCAGUAUCGUUCACGCCGUUCAAGCCGGGAUCUUCGUCGAGCGAAUGUACAGAAGAACCUCCAACAUGGCAGGAUUGACGUACCCACCAUCUGUGAUUACGGCUUUAAAGGAUGUUGAUAAAUGGUCAUUUGACGUCUUCACGCUCCAAGAGGCCAGCAGCGAACACGCUCUGAAGUUCCUGGUGUACGAGCUGCUCACCAGAUACGACCUGAUCACCCGCUUCAGGAUACCGGUUUCCUCUUUAGUGUCCUUUGUGGAAGCUCUGGAGGUGGGUUACAGCAAGCACAGAAACCCGUACCACAAUCUGAUCCACGCUGCGGAUGUCACACAGACAGCUCACUAUCUGAUGCUACACACCGGGGUUAUGCACUGGCUUACUGAACUGGAAAUAUUGGCCAUGGUGUUUGCGGCUGCUAUCCACGACUUCGAACACACCGGAACGACCAAUAACUUCCACAUCCAGACCAGAUCAGAAGUGGCCGUCCUCUACAACGAUCGCUCGGUCCUGGAAAACCACCAUGUGAGCGCAGCCUACAGGCUGAUGCAGGAGGACGAGAUGAACAUCCUUGUCAAUCUCUCAAAAGACGACUGGAGAGAGCUGCGUACGCUGGUGAUCGAGAUGGUUAUGAGCACAGAUAUGUCAUGCCAUUUCCAGCAGAUCAAGACUAUGAGGAACGCACUGCAGCAGCCUGAAGGCAUAGACAAGGCUAAAGCCAUGUCUCUGAUGCUGCACGCGGCAGAUAUCAGUCACCCCGCUAAAGGCUGGAAACUGCACUACCGUUGGACGCAAGCCCUGAUGGAGGAGUUCUUCAGACAGGGUGACAAGGAAGCAGAAUUAGGGCUGCCAUUUUCUCCUCUGUGUGAUCGGAAAGCCACCAUGAUUGCCCAGUCUCAGAUAGGGUUCAUCGAUUUUAUCGUGGAGCCCACCAUCUCUGUUCUGGUUGACACCACGGAGAAGAUCAUCAGUCCGCUCAUAGAGGAAGCUAUAAGAUCUGGUGGUGUCCAUAGAUCAAGCACGACGGGACGGGGCUCGGCCGCGGUGGUGGAGUCGGUACAGAGACACAGCGGUCUGGGUUCAAACGACGAUCAGGGCGGCACUACGGACUACUCGCUGAGGAGCAUCGACCAAAAACGAAUCCGACAUCUGCUCUCUGAGAUCAUUCAGAACAACAAGGAGCGCUGGAAGGAGCUGUCAGUUCAAGAGUUGGCCAAUAAGGAACACGAGAGGAUCUCGGAACAGGAAGAGAAGCCCAUGAGGAACGCACAGGUCACGCUGUCCCACAGCAGUCCGGCAGGAGGGAGUCACGAUUCUGAGUCGAAGUCCUUGAACGAACUCAACAAUACAGACUCGACUCACUCUUCCCAAGACUCUUUGGAUCUUCAGAGUUCCCAGUCCCCUACGGAGGGCCAGGGCGAAGGUUCCCCCGAGGACCACAGCUCAGAAACUCUGCCUUGGAACGGUAAAACCGCCUGACGCCACAACGUCAGCGUCAAGCUGAAUGUUUAUAACGCGGCUUCCGCUGUGUUUUAAAUCCCAAGGACGAUGUACAUAGCAUUGUCCUCAUUGUAUUGUAACGCUGUCAUAAUCUUGGACGAAUGGAACGUCCACGGUGCAACUCCGUGCAUCGUUAUGGAGAUGGUAGUGUGCAGUGUUGUCAUGGCGACUGUGUUUUCGCAGGAGACGGCCCUCUACCAGCCCCUGGGGAGGAUUUAGCGAGUCCCAGAAUCGCAACGCUACCUAUCUGUUUCCCAGGCUUUUUUCCGUUUCUUCAAUUAGUAUUAUUUUUUUGUCAAUCGUUUUUUGUAGACUGUGUUGUUAUUUAUUAAAGAUUACGCAGCUACACUUUGCAUCACAACUAGUUUUGCAUUAUCUCGAUAUGGUCCUGCUUUUUACGACACAUUAGGCCAGAGAACUGGCGGAAGAUCAGGAAUAUUUGACUGCGUUUUCUGGCACCCGUGUCUCUGUAGACGUAUGAAUGUUAUUCACUACCAGUUUCCAGAACAAUGUGUAAAGAGAGGUUUUUAUUGUAAGACACGUGUUGUAUGUGCAGAUGUAAAAUGUGAGAAUAACAUGCUACCAGUUAAAUAAUGAGCCAUCAGUCCCAUCAGCCAUAUUCUCCAAAUGAACAGAAUGGUGUCCCUUUAAAUAUAUAAACUCAAGUAUUAUAGCACAUGACAGUGUCUAAAAUGUUGCAUACACAACUGGCCAAAAGUUUAGGGUCACUUACUCUUUUUAUUUAAAAAAAAAUUUGAGUAACAAAUCCAAACGAUUGAAAUCUUUAGCAAAGAAUUCGUAAAAAGCAUAAAAGAUUUUUAAGAUCUGGAAACAUUUGAGUCAAAUGAUCCAAAACUUUUGAUCUGUAGUGUAUUUACAGUGGUGGCUGUGUUCAGAAGGAAAUAUUAGCUUGCUUACUAAAUACUGUGCAUUUUAUUUGGUUUAAUACCUACUAUUCUUAAUAGUAAGUGAACAGAAAGCAUUAUGCAACAAUCACGUUUCAAACAGUAGUAGUCAUGACCUCAUGCUGUCAACACCUGGGUGCAUCAUGUUAUCAUCUUGGAAACCGAAACGGUUUGGACUUUUUAAUCCAUUGUGUGUAAAAAUGUCUUAGCCAUCAAGAACAAGAUGUUACAGUAAAAAUCACAGCGUCCGGUCGAUUUGUCUUGCUAGAAAUAGAAAGUGAAGUUGAGCGCAUUGCAUUGUGGGAUACAGUGUUCUCUGUUCUGUACUGCACGUUUAACAAAUGUAGAAUGUUUUCCAUUCAUACUUUGUGUAGUAUACUUAGUAAGAGUGCUUUUUCUGAACAUAGCUCUUUUCACACUGUUCAUUCUCAGAACACCUUCAUGAGGUAAUAUGCUACCACUGUGUCAUGUUUUAUAAAGUUUAUGUGAAAUACUGAUCGAUUUUUGCAUUAUAUAUGACAUAAACUGCAAAAAU